Molecule: messenger RNA, 3375 nt
Organism: Symbiodinium sp. CCMP2592
Lineage: Eukaryota; Dinophyceae; Suessiales; Symbiodiniaceae
Source: the annotation of a GenBank genome assembly
AUGGCCAACGCAGUUGGAAACUUGGAUAUCCGUCUGUGGUCUUCCCAGACAUUGCAUCCAAAUGCUCAGACCACGCUGGGUCAAUACCGAAACUUGCAUCCUUGGCGCUUCAACAGUCGUCAUAUUUACUGGAACGACCACACCUCACACUUGCUGGCCUUUCUGCGUUUGGGUCAAGGCUGUUGGACCCUGUGCAAAUGCCAGCAACCGGUCAAGCUGAGCAAGAUCGGCCGGCUUGUAGCCAACUGCCGUCGAUCCGUGGAAGCGACGUACCAGACUUUGCAGAUGAAACGAAGCCUCUGGCAUGGUGGUGCCGGAAGGUUCUUCACCCUGCCAUUGCUGUCUGGGAAACAGUUCUUUUUCAACCGAAGCCAAAGUUUUGAAGAUAUCCUGGCCGAGUUUGCUGCAGAUCCGCCAACUAUUCAGGACAGGUUGCAGUUGUACUCGUAUCAAGCACGACCGCUGGAUACCAGUUUCUUCAUGGCUGACGUCAGCAUGCAGUUGGGUUUUUUCGAUCGUCCGCCCUUGAAUCUGUGGACGCUUGGGAGCUACUUCUAUCACACCGCUUUUAUUCCGGCGCACUCUCCCUGCUGGGGUGGCGGUUACGUACCCCAAAUUUGCUGUGAUCGACGCAUUACAAUAGAGCGCCUCACGUGGUGUUUCGGCGACGUGGUAGACGACAUAGUUGAACACUGUUGUGGGCAAUAUCUGGCGCAUCCUCCUGCCGGUAGUGUAAGCCCGGCAUUGCCGCCUGCUUCCUGGGAGCGGGAGAUCUCCGUACAAAUCUUUUUGCAAAGCUUCCAUGGAGAUCGCUUUGCAGUGCUCCCUUUUGUGGAUUCGGUGGAACGUUUCUGGCCCAAGAAGUGGAGGUCCAAGAUAUUCAUGGCCGUGGACGACACUGCAGAAGAUCGCCACAUGUGUGCUGAGGUUUCGCCCAGAGUCGUUUGCGUUUAUACUCCAAGCCUUCCUCGGCGUGGUUCUGCCAUCGACUCCAUCGAAUGGAGUGGACGCUCUGCGAGCCAAAGAUAUCGCACACAGCUUCUACAGUACCACUAUUGGCUUUCCGAUCUGUACAUCGCAGAACACGUCGACCCACCCGACUGGGUGGCUUGGUUUGAUGCAGACGUGGUGAUCCACACGCCGCACGUGGAAGAGCUUCUCAUGCCGCAUGGAUUGCCUGUAAUGUUUGCACGUCGGACACAGGUGAAUUCAAUGGAGACGAUGUCUUUAGGCUUGGACUGGGUGGGCGAGUUCAUGGACACCUUCCCCCAGUUGGUUCGACCUGCCCAUUUGCAGCACUUCCGCGAGUUCGUUCAAGCGACGUUUACAGGAUCCAACUUCCUGGAAUCAUACUAUUCCUGGCGUGUAGCGAUCGAAGAAGCUGCUUUGAUUCACGGUAGAUCCUAUGGCUAUUUGUCGGAAUCUGAAGGACCUCAGAGCUCGUUUCCCGUAUUUCUGUAUCACUUCCACCAUGAUGAAUUCACUUGGGCUUUACAGGACUCUGCAUCUUUCGGACUGCCCUUGCAAGAUACAUGCUUGUCAUUACGCGUGGCCAGUCAUGUGCAACACUGGAAACACAAUGUGAGACGUGGCAAUAUGACGGAGCAAAUGUAUGCACAGCGUGCACAGCGCUUGAUGCAGCUGGGGGAAAGGAGCGGUGGCACUUUGCGUGUGGCCUUGUUGAGUGCCAACUUUGAUCCGAAAGCGACGUGGAGUCAGUCAAGUUCGGCGCACUGCUUGGGACGCGAUCGUAAGACGAUGAUGAAGAAUUUCUUUGCGAAAAGUGUGCUUGCUGGGCCAGGUGCGGAGGCUGAGGUAUGCGAUGCAUCUGUCGCAGGACUCAAGAACUCGCUGGUGCUGUAUGCUCGGCAGGUUUUCAGCUCCACAGGCUCCAGAUUAGACCUUGCCGCAGCUGGCAAAUCCGGCAAGAAGGGCUUCAAGGCACCCCCGGUGCUCGCUAAUCCCACGGCGCCCGCUCCGGCGCUUCACGCCACCAGCUCCUACUCUUACGUCUUUCCAGCUGAGGGACGGAUUGACGUCUUGACACCUGCCUGGCCUUGUCGCGCGUUGCGCAGACCGGAGAGGACGCCGCUGGGCUUGGCUGAGGCAUUGAUCCCACUGCAGUUACCGUCGGGAGGGUUCAAAAUCACUGCAUUUCUGCUCGCUGCAGCGGGUGCCAGCGAGACGGGCCCAGCCCUGGCCAUGGUUGGCUGCGAGGACGAGGAAGCUCUGGGCGCACUUCUGGUUCUGAAGGCUGCUGCGCAAUUUUUGGGCCGUGGCGGCUCGGCUUGGGCAGGUGAUGCUGAAUGCGAGGCAAUGUGUCGGCGAUGUGAGCUGCUCGUCGGGUCGACACCUCGCCCAGCAGAGUUGGAAACAAUAGCCGCCAGGUGCCUCAAUCUUCUCAAGGGCCGAUGGUCCUUCUUCGAGCUUUGGGAGCGCCUGCUGCCCCAAGAGGUAGCGCGGCCACUUCGCCAGCGCGGAGGCAUUCUAUGCACGCGCUUCUUCCUCGUCGACCUAGCAAGUGCUGCAUGGUCCCCUUACGAAGUCGACAAGAAGGUGCCGAUUUUCCGACAAGGGGAUUUGCUGUACGUCGGACAGGCACCGCAGGAUUUUGAAUCGGACAACCGCGAUGCCAUGCGCCAGGGCAAACACCUGGAAGGCGCUCUGGUCGAGUAUUCAGAGGUGGAGGAGGAGAAGAUUUUGAUGGCGCUCGAGCUUCCUUCCGGACAGCAGGUCAUUUAUGCGGCGGCACCGGAUGCCUUCGAUACCUCGGUGGCGCAGGCAGAAGCCCGGGAUCCGCUGCUUGGUGACAGAGACUACCAGCAAGCAGGAUACUCGUGGAGAACAGCCUUUACCAGAGACGACGGAGCUGAGUGCCACAUUUGGAGUCAGGAUAUGCAAGGAGCCGGCAUGAAGACGGAUUUAACACUGCCAUUGUCUUCAUAUGUGGAGAUCAAGAAGACGACACACCUGAAUGGUUUGAAUGGCGCUUUCAAGCUCAUGAAGUUCUGGCUUCAGGUAGCGCUCUGCCGUGCUGGAUGUGCCCUCGUGGGCCUUGCAGAGGGCAGUGUGGCGCCGGUGGUGGAGAGUUUCCUACGGAUGACCGAGGCGGACAUGGAAUGGCGCAUGAAGGAGGCCUUCGACGACAUCAUGAUUUGUGAGCGGGCAUGGGGCGCUCUUCUUCAAUCCUUGGCACAGCUUCUUGCGGAAACCAGCGAUGGGCAGUGUCUCGUGCAGCUGUGGAAGGCCCGCGGCUUCGGCUCUCCGGUCGCAUUGCAGGUCUCGAAGGGAUGGGGCUCUCUGUCGGAGGCCUUGGAUGCCGAGUGCUUCGAGAAGCGUGCUGGGCAGCUUUUCACUGAGGCAAAUUCACGAUAG